This is a messenger RNA of Culex quinquefasciatus (southern house mosquito), 488 nucleotides long. RefSeq names its product 60S ribosomal protein L38 (gene RpL38). NCBI's taxonomy places the organism in Eukaryota, Metazoa, Arthropoda, Insecta, Diptera, Culicidae. The transcript is spliced from 2 exons. Gene Ontology annotation, molecular function: structural constituent of ribosome. Gene Ontology annotation, biological process: translation; protein-RNA complex assembly. The record is from RefSeq and is a predicted model, not a curated record. The coding region runs from base 146 to 358 and encodes 70 amino acids. Gene Ontology annotation, cellular component: cytosolic large ribosomal subunit; ribosome.
UCAGCUGUCAGCCUGGCGGAAGUUGACGAGCUGCCAUGUUCGCGGCCUCCUCUCUCUUUUUUGGGCUGUGCUAAACGUCAACAGCACACACGUUCCGUUUGCGGAGGAAUAUUUUCCCGAUUUUAGCCAGUAAAAUCGUCCCAAGAUGCCGCAGGAGAUCAAAGAGGUGAAGGACUUCCUCAUCAAGGCCCGCCGGAAGGAUGCCCGUGCCGUCAAGAUAAAGAAGAACGAAAACAACACCAAGUUCAAGAUCCGCUGCUCCCGGUACCUGUACACGCUGGUGGUCCAGGACAAGGAGAAGGCCGACAAGCUGAAGCAGUCGCUGCCACCGGGUCUGCAGGUCAAGGAAGUCAAGUAGGGUGGUGAUUUUCUCAUGGCGGUAAAAUGCUUUUUUUUGUUGCUUUCUUUUUGACGGAAGUGAGGAAUUACUGACUAAAGCGUUCUGUGAACAACCUGAAGCGAUUCCAAUAAAGAUGUGUUGAAAGCAA